GGUCCUUCCUUCCGGCCGCCAUCUCGCCGUGCCCGCGUGCCGAUCCCGGCCCCGCGUCCUGCCCGCCGCCUCCAGCCGCGCUCCGCGCCCCUCCGCUCGCCGAGAUGAAGGAGACCAUCAUGAACCAGGAGAAGCUGGCCAAGCUUCAGGCCCAAGUGCGCAUCGGUGGCAAGGGUACUGCCCGCAGAAAGAAGAAGGUUGUUCACAGAACAGCUACAGCAGAUGAUAAAAAGCUUCAGUUUUCAUUGAAGAAACUGGGAGUCAACAAUAUUUCUGGAAUUGAAGAGGUAAACAUGUUUACCAAUCAAGGAACAGUCAUUCACUUCAAUAACCCAAAAGUUCAGGCAUCUCUGGCUGCUAACACUUUCACUAUCACCGGCCAUGCUGAGACAAAGCAGCUGACAGAAAUGCUGCCUAGCAUCCUAAACCAGCUUGGAGCUGACAGUCUGACCAGCCUCAGGAGAUUGGCAGAAGCCCUACCCAAGCAAUCUGUGGACGGAAAAGCACCACUUGCCACUGGUGAAGAUGAUGACGACGAAGUUCCAGAUCUUGUUGAAAACUUCGAUGAAGCUUCGAAGAAUGAGGCAAACUGA
This is a messenger RNA of Melozone crissalis (California towhee), 593 nucleotides long. It is a transcript of the gene BTF3, whose product is annotated as basic transcription factor 3. The coding region runs from base 105 to 593 and encodes 162 amino acids. The record is from RefSeq and is a predicted model, not a curated record. Gene Ontology annotation, cellular component: nascent polypeptide-associated complex; cytosol. Lineage: Eukaryota; Metazoa; Chordata; Aves; Passeriformes; Passerellidae. The transcript has 6 exons.